This is a messenger RNA of Drosophila grimshawi, 847 nucleotides long. RefSeq names its product acylphosphatase-2. The record is from RefSeq and is a predicted model, not a curated record. The transcript has 4 exons. Gene Ontology annotation, molecular function: acylphosphatase activity. The coding region runs from base 8 to 403 and encodes 131 amino acids. NCBI's taxonomy places the organism in Eukaryota, Metazoa, Arthropoda, Insecta, Diptera, Drosophilidae.
GGUCGUUAUGGUGUUUUCAUACAAAUCAGAUUUAGUACUCAAAAUAAUUACAAUAUUAUUUGUGCUCGCAAUAUCAACUCAACUUAGAGCAGAUAAAUCGUCUACACUCGAAAUGUCAGGCUUAUAUUCGUGCGGCUUUGAGGUAUUUGGACGAGUGCAAGGUGUUUUCUUUCGCAAGUACACAGAGAAGCAGGCCAAUCAACUGGGAGUGCGUGGCUGGUGCAUGAAUACCAGAGAUGACACCGUAAAGGGUAUAUUGGAGGCACCGCUAGCGCCCCUUAACGAAAUGAAACAUUGGUUGCAGACCACAGGUAGUCCCUCCUCAAGAAUUGAUAAGGCUGUAUUUACGGAAACCAAGGAAAUUAGCAACUACAACUUCAACGACUUCUCAAUCAAACGUUGAUUCGUCUAACACCCAAAUAUUUAUAAUACGAAGCAAGCACCGUCAAUUUGUGAUCCCUAAUCCCAAAAACUCAUUAUGUAUUUUUGUUUUGUCAUUUAUUUAUUUAAUUGAGUAGCUUACAUAAAAUUUUAUUUAUCGUCCGGAAAUCGAGCUUGUUUGGAUAGUUUAGUUUAGACAUGACUUGUAGGGUCCAUUCGGGUCAGUCUAAAGAUGUUUCUCCACUAGCUGCCUGAAAUUGGAAAACACUUAGAAAAAUACAUAGAAAUGAGCACUUUAUAUUUUCAUAAGACAAAUCAACUAGUGUCACGACAAUAUUUCAACUUAAAAUUGCAAAAUUGACGUUAUACAUAUUAUUUUUUGCAGAACCAUUCAAUUAAAUGACAUUAUAUUACAUAUACAAUAUUCCCGCAAGAACAAUAACAAAUAUAAUACUAUUUGAAACGC